Xyrauchen texanus (razorback sucker) is the source of this 5013-nucleotide messenger RNA. Its product is annotated as myotubularin-related protein 2-like. The record is from RefSeq and is a predicted model, not a curated record. Bases 419 to 2320 code for a protein of 633 amino acids. Lineage: Eukaryota; Metazoa; Chordata; Actinopteri; Cypriniformes; Catostomidae. The transcript has 14 exons. Gene Ontology annotation, biological process: dephosphorylation. Gene Ontology annotation, molecular function: phosphatidylinositol-3,5-bisphosphate 3-phosphatase activity.
UUCCGGUGUUUGUUUUGAGUGAGUUUUCCGCACAGUAAUGUCAACACUUUAAAGAGCUUCACAACUUUAUCAGUACCGCGGUUCGGUCCGGUUCGGGAUGGAGGAGAGCGGCAGUGUGGACAGCGUGGAGUCGCUUUGCAGGUACCAGCAGAAAACACACACACAUAAACUCUCUUUCCCCCUCACACACACACUCACAGGCACUUCUACGGGAAAAUAUAAAGUUGUAUUCCACAAAUGCGCUUUAGGAAUCACGUUCACGGAUAUUUGAGGCUUCCUCAGUAUGCUUUCUCUGUCCGAAGUACACGAGAGAUCAUGAGCAAAUCACAGGCGUGGACUUAACCGGUCUUCAUCCUCUGAUAUUCUUUUAGCACCACCACGACCCGCUCGGACCGCUCGAGUGGCACCAGAGUGUUGGAUGCAGAGCUGCGGGUCAGAACCGAAACACAACACUUUACACUCUGUUCCAAAAACUGCUGUAUGUUCUGUGUUAUACAUAAUGAGCAUACAGACCUCUAUUCAUAAACUAAACCGCAUUUGUUUUUUUCCCUCUCCAUUUCAGACUAAAGAAAAGGCAUUUGAAAAGGCCUAUAUGGACCCCAGUAAAAAAGAGCUUCCUCUUUUGCCAGAGGAACUGAUUCAGGAUGCGGCUAAAGACGUGACUUAUAUUUGUCCAUUUGUUGGGCCUGUUAGAGGAACUCUAACUGUUACCAACUACAGACUGUUCUUCAGAUGCACUGACCGGGAGCCAGCAUUUGUGCUAGAUCUACCGUUGGGAGUUUUAAGCAAAGUAGAGAAGAUCGGCGCUGCAACCAGCAGAGGAGAUACCUCAUAUGGACUUAUCUGCAAGGACGUGAGAAACUUGCGCUUUGUGCACAAGGAGCCUGAUGACUCGUUGAAGAAGUCAGUGUUUGAGGUUCUGAUAAAAUUUGCCUUUCCAGUGUCCAACAACGUGUCUCUCUUUGCAUUUACGUAUAAGGAAGUGUUUCCUGAGAAUGGAUGGAAGGUGUAUGAUCCACUAGCUGAAUACAAGAGACAGGGUCUUCCAAACGAGAGCUGGAGGAUCUCUAAAGCGAAUGAUCACUAUGAGCUGUGCGAUUCAUACCCAGCGGCACUAGUUGUCCCUGUUAACAUCACUGAUGAGGAACUGAGGCGAGUCUUCAGCUUCAGGGCUAAAGGUCGCAUACCGGUAUUGUCAUGGAUCCAUCCAGAGAGUCAAGCCACAGUGGUUCGGUCCAGUCAGCCGAUGGUUGGCCAGAACGGCCGGCGGUGCAAAGAAGAUGAGAAGCUCUUGCAUGCCAUCAUGGAUGCAAAUGCACAAUCACACAAACUCUUCAUAUUCGAUGCCAGACCCAGUGUGAAUGCUGCAGCCAACAAGAUGAAAGGAGGCGGGUAUGAAAGUGAAGAUGCUUAUCAGAAUGCUGAACUGGUGUUUCUGGAUAUACACAAUAUUCACGUAAUGCGUGAGUCACUUCGGAAGCUGAAGGAGGUUGUCUACCCCAACAUCGAGGAAUCUCACUGGCUGUCCCACCUUGAGUCCACCCACUGGCUAGAACAUAUCAAGUUGAUUUUGGCUGGAGCUUUAAGGAUAGCUGAUAAAGUGGAGUCUGGGAAAACUUCAGUGGUGGUUCACUGCAGUGAUGGCUGGGACAGAACGGCUCAGCUGACUUCACUGGCCCUGAUAAUGCUGGAUUCUCAUUACAGAACCAUUCGGGGGUUUCAGAUACUUCUGGAGAAAGAAUGGCUCAGCUUUGGCCACCGCUUCCAACUGAGGGUGGGUCACGGUGACAAGAAUCACACAGAUGCCGAUCGCUCUCCUAUCUUCCUGCAGUUCAUUGACUGUGUGUGGCAGAUGACAAGACAGUUUCCUGCAGCUUUCGAGUUCAAUGAGUAUUUCCUCAUAACAAUACUGGAUCACCUGUACAGCUGCCUUUUUGGUACAUUUCUAUGUAACAGUGAGCAACAAAGACUUAAAGAGGAAGUGCCAAAGCGCACUGUGUCUCUCUGGUCAUUUGUGAAUAGCCAACUAGAGGAGUUUGUGAAUCCGUUGUAUGUGCACUACCCUUCCCGUGUGCUCUUCCCCACUGUUGGUAUACGACACCUCCAGCUCUGGGUCUCCUACUACAUACGCUGGAAUCCUCGGAUGCGCCCACAGGAGCCUGUCCAUCAGCGCCAUAAAGAGCUGCUCGCCAAAAGGGUGGAGCUUCAGAAGAGGGUGGAAGAGCUACAACGUGAGGCGACUAAUCGAACGGCCUCUUCAUCUUCUGAGAGGGCCGGAUCUCCAACUCGCUCCAUCACACCUGUGCAAACCUUUGUAUAAGGUCCCUAUACUCUAAUAGAAAGAGUGUGUGAGCAUGUGUAAUGUAGUCCUUACAUUACUUGGAGUGAUACACAACUGAUGUAAAUUCACACACCAACAUUCACCUCGCUGAUACCAGCUGGCUGGAUGUAAGAAGCUUUUAAUCACUAAAAAUGCUUUUGGUAUUAUAUUAAUACAAUUAUUAUUAAGACUAGUAGUGAGGCAUUAAGACAUGUUAGAUACAUAUUAGGGAUUGUAAUGGAUAAGCUUUAUAUUGUAGUAAAACUGGGUGGAGGACAUGCUCAUCACGAGCAUCACAUGACCAAAGCAGUGGCGAGGUAUUUGGGCCUUAGACCGUUAUGUACGGAAUUCUGUCUUUACAUGAAAUUCUAAAUUUUCUUAGGCUCAUUUCAGAUGACACUAUUCACAUAAGUGAUACAGUCCUGUUCAUUCCAUAUGCACUCUAAUUUAUCAAUUGUUAAACUAGAAGCAAAUGUUAAAGAAAUUGUCCACCCAAAAAUUUUAAUUCUCUUAUGAUUUACUCACCCUCAUGCCAUUCCAGAUGUGUAUGACUUUCAUCUGCAGGACACAUUAAGAUAUUUAAAGAAUUUCUCAGCUCUGUUGGUCCUCGCAUUGCAACUGAAUGGGUACCAACAUUUUGGAAAUGCACAUGACUCCAGUGGUUACAUCCAUGGGUUCAGACACGAUAUGAUAGGCGUGGGUGAGAAACAGCUCAACAUUUAAGUAAUUUUUUUGUCACAAAUUCUCCUCCCUGCCCAUUAGAGGGCGAUAUGCAUUAAGACUGUGAAUCACCGAAGAAGGAUGAGAAAGUGAAAGUGUAGAUUGACUGAGCAGGGUGGAGAAUUUAUAGUAAAAACAAUUGAAAUAAAUAUUGAUCUGUUUCUCACCCACACCUGUCUGAUUGCUUCAGAAUAUAUGGAUUUAACAACCAGUCUGGAGUACUUUUAUUUUGCCCUUAUGUGGAUUUUGGAGCUUCGACAUUUUGGCACCCAUUCGAAAUUUUGGCACCCAUUCACUUGUAUGAAACUAUAGACCUGAGAAAUUCUUCAAAAAAAAUCUUUGCUUGUGUUCAGCAGAUGAAAGAAAGUCAAACAUCUUUGGUGUCGGAUGGUAGGAGGGUGAGUAAAUCAUGAGAGAAUUAAAAUUGUGUGAACAAACCCUUUUAAGUGUGUUGAUGCUAAUUUAAUGGGCAUCUGUUUGCAUUAAUCACCACUAGGUGGUGCUAUGCUACAAGAGAAUCUACAGCAAUAAACACCUGUAGUGUCUUUAUCUUCACAACAGAUGGUGUAUUUUGUUCAUGUGGGGUUACAACAUACACUAUAUGGACAAAAGUAUUGGGACACCUACACAUUACACCUACAGGAGCUUUUAUGAUAUCCCAUUCUAAAUCCAUAGGCAUUAAUAUCGAGUUGGUCCCCACUUUGCAGCUAUAACAGCUUCUACUCUUAUGGGAAGGCUUUCUACAUGAUUUUGGAAUGUGUCUGUUGGAAUUUUUACCCAUUUUUCCAGAAGAGCAUUUGUGAGGUCAGACACUGAUGUUGGAUGAGAGGGCCUGGCUCGCAAUCUCCAUUCUAGUUCAUCCCAAAGGUGUUGAGGUCAGGGCUCUGUGUGGGUCAGUCAAGUUCUUCCCCACCAAACUCAUCCAACCAUGCCUUUAUGGACCUUGCUUUGUGCACUGGGGCACAGUCAUGCUGGAACAGAAAAGAGCCCCCCCAAACUGUUUCCACAAAAUUGGAAGCAUAGAAUUUUCCAAAAUGUCUUGGAAAGCUGAGGCAUUGAAAGGUGUGGGCCUAGGCCAACCCCAGAAAACAACCCCAUAGCAUUAUCCCUCCUUCGCCAAAAUUUACAGCACAAUGCAGUCAAGCAGGAAAUGCUCUCCUGGCAUUCGCCAAACCCAGACUUAUACAUAAGACUGCAAGAUAGAGAAGUGUGAUUUGUCACUCCACAGAACACAUAUGCAAUGCUCCAGAGUCCAGUGGAGCACAGCUUUUGUGCUGAUGUUAAUGCCAGGGGAGGUUUGGAACUCUGCAGUUAUAGAGUCAGCAGAGCGUUGGCGACUUUCACGCACUAUGCGCCUCAGCAUUUGGCAACCCCGCUCUGUAACUUUACGUGGUCUGAGUUGCUGUGGUUCCUAAACGCUUCCACUUUGCAAUAAUACCAUUUACAGUUGAUCGUGGAAUAUCUAGGAUGGAAGAAAUUUCACAAACUGACUUGUUGCAAAGAUGGCAUCCUAUUACAGUACCACGCUCUAAUUCAGUGAGCUCUUUAGAACUACCCAUUCUUUCACAAAUGUUUGUAAAGGCAGACUGCAGAGCUAGGUGCUUGAUUUUAUACACAAGUGGGAAUGGGACUGAAUGAAAUGCCUGAAUUCAAUGGUUAAGAGGUGUGGCCCAAUACUUUUGUCAUUUUAUAUAUAUAUAUAUAGCAAGAUUACAGAAUGGCACAUGUAUGCAUGUAUGUAUGUGAAUUUAUGUACAAAGCAGCCAUUUGGUCCAAGAGCUGCACAAGACACCAGCUAUGAUUCUAAACGUGAGAUUUUAAGAGGUAACCUCUGUUGAUCCAGUGUGAAAUAAAUAUAUGGCAAGCACAAAUGUCUUGUUGCAUCUUCAGAGCUUCCUGACAUUAUUCCCAACAAUACAUCAAGUGUCUGACUUACUAUUAUACUUUUGAAACAUGGUCCAGUUGCUGCAUUU